AGUAGCCGAAUGCUAGCUUCCGCCGCUAACGCGCUGCAGACUUUCUGACUGUAGUUUCCCUCUGACAUCGCUGUUAUUCCAUCAUGCAGGACGGUGUCCCCCAAGGACCAGAGCUGGGAACCCAGUGCGUUUUCCUGAGAGGAUUGGGAAUUAAACAGGCUUAUUGCUCAGCAGACUCAGCAGACUCAACAUGAAGACGAAUAAAUCCUACAAACUGGUGCUGCACAAGAAAGGUUUCGGCGGAAGCGAUGACGAGUUGGUUGUCAACCCCAAGAUCUUCCCUCAGGUUAAUUUAGGGGAUGUCAUUGAGAUUGCACAUCCCUCAGAUGAAUACAGCCCUCUCCUGCUGCAAGUGAAGAGCCUGAAAGAAGACCUCCAGAAAGAGACGAUCAGUGUGGAUCAGACGGUGGCUCAAGCCUUCAAACUGCGUGCAUACCAGGACGUUAUUGUCAACAUUGUUGAUCCUAAGGAUGUGACGCUGGAUCUGGUGGAGCUGACGUUUAAGGACCAGUACAUUGGCAGAGGCGACAUGUGGCGACUGAAGAAAAGCCUGGUGAGCACUUGCGCUUACGUGACUCAGAAGGUUGAAUUUGCUGGAAUCAGAGCGCAGGCCAGUGAACUGUGGGUGAAAGGGGAGAAGGUGACCUGUGGUUACAUCAGUGAGGAGACCAGGGUGGUGUUCAGAUCCACGUCUGCCAUGGUCUACAUCUUCAUCCAGAUGAGCUGUGAGAUGUGGGACUUUGACAUCUAUGGUGACCUCUACUUUGAGAAGGCUGUAAACGGCUUCCUCUCUGACCUUUUUGCCAAGUGGAAGGAGAAGAACUGCAGUCACGAAGUGACCGUUGUGUUGUUCUCACGGACUUUCUACAGUGCCAAAUCUCUUGAGGAGUUUCCUGAGAUUCUGAAAGGCUCCAUUAGACAGGAUCACGAAGGACAUUUCUAUGAAGACUUCUACAGAGUUGUGGCACAGAAUGAGAGACGAGACGAGUGGACAUCGCUGUUGGUCACCAUCAAAAAGCUCUUCAUCCAGUAUCCAGUUCUGGUGCGGCUAAAGGAAGCAGAUGGUUUUCCUCUGGGUUAUAACUCAACUGCUGCACAGGGAAACUACCUGGAGGCCAUUAACCUUUCUUUUAAUGUGUUUGACAAGCACUACAUCAACCGUAACUUUGACCGCACCGGACAGAUGUCAGUGGUCAUUACGCCUGGAGUGGGAGUGUUUGAAGUCGACCGUCUACUCAUGAUUCUGACCAAACAGCGAAUGAUUGACAACGGUAUCGGCGUUGACCUGGUGUGUAUGGGAGAGCAGCCGUUGCAUGCUGUACCAUUAUUUAAGCUGCACAACAGGACCAGCCCUGGAGACUCUCGUGUGGGAGACGACUACAACCUUCCUCACUGGAUUAACCACAGCUUCUACACGUCAAACAGUCAGAGGUCUUGUGGCUCCUUCACCCCUCGAAUCAAACUGGCUGGUCGAAAGAUUCAUGCAGAAAAGUUCAAGAGCAGCAAAGAUCACAGCCUGUGCGCCCCUAAGGACCCGGACAACAGUCUGCCCAUCCAGGUGGACUAUGAUGCCUACGAUGCUCAGGUCUUCAGACUCCCAGGUCCUUCGCGGAUCCAGAGGAGCACCAUCUACAGGAUGGGGCGAGACAGAGACGCGAGUGGGAGGAAGAGCGUGGGCUCUGUGGACGUCAGCUCAGGCGUCGGGGCGUCUUCCCCCGUGUGCUCGGGCGGCCUGGAGGAGCAGCGGAGCCUGGCCUCUGAUGACAGCCUGGGUCCCGUGUCCAACAUGCUGCUCAUUCCACGCGCACCUGCACUGCACUACGAAGUCAGCAGCUCUCUUGGAUACACGAGCACCAGAGAGUUCUUAGAGAAAAUGGUGGACUCUCAGCGGGAGUCCAGUGCCCCAGGCCGGUUCACCGUGGGAAGUGCUGAGUCCACACUGCACAUCCGUCCAGGAGGUUACACGCCUCAGAGAGCUCUCAUUAACCCCUUCACACCGUCCAGGAUGCCCAUGAAGCUCACCUCCAAUCGCAGGCGAUGGAUGCACACCUUCCCUGUGGGACCUUCUGGAGAGCCGAUCCAGAUCCACCAUCAGACGAGACAGAACAUGGCGGAGCUGCAGGGCAGCCAGCAGAAAGACUCCGCCCACACGUCUGCGGAGCUGCUGGAGCUGGCCUACCACGAGGCCACCGGCAGGAGAACAACGUCUCGCCAAGCGGGAGACCUUUACAGCUGUGGGGGAGCAGAGGAGUUCGCUGGAAGUCCUGGCAGUGGCGGUGGCAGCGGGCCGCUCGCCACUCGUAGCUCCUCCUUCCAAGAUUGUCCCACUGGUGGAUCCGAUCCAAUCCUGCUGCUGUCUGCACCCCCGACAGUGCCCAGCUUCUGCUGCACGGUGGGGGUGGACUGGAAGUCGCUGACCACGCCGGCGUGCCUCCCCCUCACCACCGACUACUUCCCCGACCGCCAGACCCUGCAGAACGACUACACGGAGGGAUGCUACGACCUGCUGCCGCACAGUGACCUGGAGCGGCGAGAGGAUGACGCUCCAGUGAUGAGCGCAUCCCAGGUGUUUGAGGAGUUUAUCUGUCAGAGGCUGAUGCAGGGGUAUCAGAUCAUCGUCCAGCCCAACAACAGGAAGCCGCCCCCCACCGCCGCCACGCCUCUGGGCAGCAGUCCUCUGUACACCCGGGGUUUGGUGUCCAUGCGCCGAGGGGAGGAGGAGGAGACGGUUUUCUGGCUCAGCAUGGGCCGCACCUUCCAUAAAGUCUGCCUCAAAGACAAGAUCAUCACGGUGACUCGCUACCUGCCAAAGUACCCGUACGAGUCUGCUCAGAUCCAGUACAGCUACAGCCUCUGCCCGCCACACGCCGACGCUCAGUUCGUUUCCUGUUGGGUUGAGUUUGGCCAUGAGAGACUGGAAGAGUACAAGUGGAACUACCUGGACCAGUACAUCUGCUCUGCUGGUUCAGAGGACUUCAGCCUGAUUGACUCUCUGAAGUUCUGGAGGACUCGCUUUUUGCUGCUACCGGCGGGUGGAGCUCGCCGCGUGGCGGACGGAGAAGGCCACUGGGAUGUUUACGGAGAGGGAGCGGGUGCCGGAGCGGGAAGCAGCGGGGAGUGGGUCCUGCUGGAUGGAUUCAUUCGCUUCCUGGAGGGCCUCAACCGGAUCCGAAGACGCCACCGCUCUGACCGGAUCAUCAGGCAGAAGGGGACCCCCAUGAAAAGUCUGCAAGUCAGCAGCCCCCUGUCUUCAUACCCAAGUGAGCCUGUGGCCCCCCCACAGGGAAAGAGGGGAACGUCAGCCUUAUCAGCACUGCUGGAAAUGGAGCAGAACCAGAAGAGCCUGGAGGAGCAGCCGAAGCCGUCUGCAGCUCCGGCCGACGUCUCCACCGUCUCCUUCAUAGACAGUCCUCGCAAGGACGCUGCCUUUAUUUUGGAUUUUAUUCGUAGCCCCCGCUCCUCCUACAUCCACCCUUCUCAGGAACAGUUGAAUAAUUCCAGCGUCUGCCUCCAGCUGCCCGCUGAAACCACGGAGGCUGCAGAAAAAGCUGGCCAGCCUGGAGCCGGCGCAGUCCCGCCUGCAGGAGACGCCGCAGCCGGCGGCGCCGACGCCAGUGGGCAGUCUGCUGCAGGGACACACUGUCUGUCCUCGUCCUCCACCCUGCUGGAGAUCCUGGAGGCCAUCAAACACCCAACGACGGGCGUGCAGCUACUCCCCGAGCAGAAGGGUCUGCCACCCCACUGCUUCAUCAGCUCUGAGGUUGUUCAUUGGCUGGUCAACAACGUGGAGGGUGUGGCCACACAUGGGAUGGCAGUGGAUGUCAUGCAGAAAAUGCUGGAUGAAGGCCUGGUGGCUCAUGCUUCAGGAGACGCCAUGCGCAGCUUUAUCUAUGGCUUCUACUUCUACAGGAUUGUCGGUGAAAAGGAUGGCCUGACCACGCAGCUCCCGGCCGCCGCAGGAGGCGGCUGGUCCACCACGGUUCCGGAGGACUUCGCUCUGUUCCAGAGGAAAUGGUUUGAGGUGGCCUUCGUGUUGGAGGAGCGGCGGCCUUCAGAUCUGCCAGCUUUCCUCCUGCCCUGGCUUCCUAGUCGGCCGGCCUCCUAUGCAAGUAGGCACAGCUCGUUCAGCCGCAGCUUUGGAGGACGCAGCCAGGCCGCCGCUCUGCUAGCUGCCACCGUCCCAGAGCAGAAGACGGUCACGCUGGAUGUGGACGUCAACAACCGCAGCGACCGCACCGAGUGGUGCAGCUGUUAUUACCACGGCAACUUCUCCCUGAACGCCGCCUUUGAGAUCAAGCUGCACUGGAUGGCGGUGACGGCGGCCGUGCUCUUUGAGAUGGUUCAGGGCUGGCACAGGAAAGCCGCCUCCUGCGGCUUCCUGCUGGUUCCUGUUCUGGAGGUCCCUUUCGCCCUGACGACCUACCUGUACGGCGACCCGCUGAGGGCGCACCUCUUCAUCCCUCUGUGCAUCCAGUGCCUGCUGAAGAACAGCAGCGACAGCCUGUUUGAAGGUUUUGAGCCGGAGACGUACUGGGAGAGGAUGCAGCUCUUUCAGGAGGCCAUACUGUACAGGUUUGGUUUUGUUCAAGACAAGUUUUCUGCGUCGGGCUUUAACUUUCCCUCGGAGAGCAAGCCUCAGUACAUCCACGUCACAGGCACCGUCUUUCUGCAGCUGCCCUACUCCAAAAGGAAGUACUCCAGCGGGCAGCAGCGCAGGCGCAGGAACUCCACCACCUCCAACAGCCAGGGGCCCUUUGGGGGGGAGGACAGGGUGGGCUUCUACUGGGCCUACAACACCAUGCUGACCAAAGCCUGGAGGACGGGACUGCUGGGAGAUGAGAGGCUGGCUGACCGCCUGCUCCGAGACUUCACCGACUUCUGCGCCAACAAGGACAACAGGCUGCAGAACCUGUGGGACAGCUGUCAGGAGAAAAUGAACGCCAGCGCCCCCUAGCCGGGUCCUCUACAUGUGGAGCGUGAGGAGCCCACAUCCAGUUCUGCUGUGUGAAAGUCGUGAGAAAUGGGUUUUAUUGCUACUGUCGUUGGACUCUAACCGCUGUGAGAGUGUGCACUGCAGCAGGCAGAGCGCCGGCGAUGUUCCUGUGAGGAACUCGCCUCACUGCUGCAAAUGGUUGAACCCGCCCAGCCGAGCUGAAAGGCUCCAGCUAACCAGGACUACCAACCGACCAUCACUGUGAGGAGCAGGCUGCCACUGCAUUCAGUGUUCGGACUGCAUUUCCCAGGUGUCGGUGUUAUUAAUGAAGAUUAAAAGCCAGAAUUUCUUUUCUUCCUGGAAUUUUACAGCUUCUUCUCUGAAAGACAAUCAGCUGAUGAUUCAAUGGAGGGAAGUGAAGGUCCGAUGGAAACAUGACGGCUGAUCCUGCAGAGCCUCACAGUCUCACGCUGUCAUGACCACCUUCACACAUUCAGAGGACGGUACAUUCUGGAUAUCCGGAGUACCACGGUAACCAUGGAUCAUAUUCACAAUAAAACUCAUCAAUAAUCUGCUCUGUGGUCAAAGUUCAGACGUUCUGUCAUAAAAACAGUCGACGAGGGCUCAGCAGAGAGAAGUAGGAGUCCAGACGGCCCCGCUAGUUAACUAGUUAGCUAGUUACCAGUGGUUCAGACGCUUCACCUCUGUCUCUGGAGACAUCCCUCUUCAUGAUGAGGCUCUUUCCAUGAGCAGCAUCUCAUCCCUUUCAGAGGAACAGGAACUUCCUGUUUGAUCCAAAAUGAGGUUUGUGUUCUCUAACACUCAGUGGAGCGGAUCCACCCGGCUGCUCAGAUCCAGAACCUCCUGCAGACUCACAAAGCUACAGAAUGCAGAACACGUCCCUCGAUUUCAGUGAGACUUCAAACUUUGGUUUAUUUACCUCAGGCUAUUGAAAGACUACGGAGCCCCUAAAGGGACAUCGAAAGAAAAAAUUAGUAACAGUUGCACACCUGUUACUAACUGGCUAACAUGAUUCCUAUCUGGCCAUUUGUGGUCGUUGGCGCACAGAGGCAUUUCCCCAAGUUACCUGGAAAUGGUAUUACGGGAGCCGAUUGAGUUUUACUUUGCUUUUGGACUCGUCUACAAAGAGAUUGCAGCUUUGCUUUCUCACGCCACAACUAUCUCAUUUCUGAACGCCAUCUUAAACGCGUUUAUUUCGAUGCAGGGCUUACAGUUUAGAUCCGGUUACCACUUUUAAUCAGGAAGAAUUAAGGUCCUCCGGUAAACUCCAUGGAUAUCGGUUGAUGCAUUCCAAGUGCGUUAAAAAUGGACUGCAGGUAAGGACAGAACAUGUCCGUCUGAUUAUACAAGAACUUGACCUUCUUGACUUGAAGUCAGAGGAGCCAGACGUCUGCGUCGCCCCAGUUACUUUGUAUUUUUGUAUUAAUGGAUGUUAGUAACGGGUGAGCACCAGUUAGUGUUUUCUUCUUCAUGUCCCUUUAGGGGCUCUGUAAAAGACAGUCAUCGUCUAAAUAAUAGUUUCGACUCAGAACCAAGUUGUUCUCUUUUACUUGGGUUACUGUUGGUGCAUUCACUGUGGAGAAGACGGCUGUAGACCAACCCACGUGGUUUCCACAAACACUCUGAGCAUCUUUGGGUUUUUUGAGAUUGAUCGUCUCCAAACUGGAUUCAGAAGCAGAGUUUAGAUCUGACCCAACCGUAUGCAGUGGCGGCUACUGGUCUGUCAGAGGGGAAGCUCUGAUCCUGCCCAUGCAACUUCAUCUUGCACAUGCACUCACGUGUUCCUCGCUCUUUUCAUGUCUUUUAUAUGCCCUGUCAAAGUUAGACAGAUCUCCAAACCCCACACCCGUGAGAUGGUUUCAUCAAGAGGCAUGGCCAGCAGUAUUUAUUUAUCACAGCACUUCCAUUCAGCCAGCUAACUUUGUCAUACCAGGAGAGCUGGAAAGACCUGUUAUUUUUCCCUAUCUUUUGCACUAAAUCAAUCUUAGGUGUUGAUCUGCCCUGCUGUUAAAUUCAAAGUUUUGUCUCGUAAGGAACACUUUCAAAUGGCUUCGCCAAAAUCAGGUCGACAAUAUUAGCACCGUCUGCCAUCGUGUGCAGUUUCACCCACGACGCUAGCCUAGCCUACUAACGUUAUAUGAAUGAAUGAAUGAUCUAAAAAGAAAUAUUAAACUCUGUAAAACUGAAACAAGGAAUGUGGUGUAUAAUUGUGUGAAAUGUAUGAUGAAAAUCAAGCAAUUUCGCCAAGCAAAUAUCAAAGAAAUAGGUUGCAGCAGUUUUUUAUUUCAACUGAGCUUGAGAAAUCCGUGAUGGGACUGAGCGCGAAUAGCUUCAGUGAUUCCUUAUAGUACAGAAUCACUGUCAGUCAAAAGGAGAUGCAGUCUUUCAACAGACCCUCCAAUCAGCCCCUCCAGUCCGGGCCAGCCCACUCCCCAUUCACCCCCAGAGACGCUGAGCGUCCAUGGGUGGGACAUAAUCGCAGCGUUUAUCCAAUGACCGUCUAGUUUUGAAGCGCUGAAAAAAAAAAA
Molecule: messenger RNA, 7482 nt
Organism: Oryzias latipes (Japanese medaka)
Lineage: Eukaryota; Metazoa; Chordata; Actinopteri; Beloniformes; Adrianichthyidae
Gene: depdc5
Product: DEP domain containing 5, GATOR1 subcomplex subunit
Biological process (GO): negative regulation of TORC1 signaling; cellular response to amino acid starvation; intracellular signal transduction
Cellular component (GO): lysosomal membrane; GATOR1 complex
Molecular function (GO): GTPase activator activity
Source: RefSeq, a predicted model, not a curated record